Anoplophora glabripennis (Asian longhorned beetle) is the source of this 522-nucleotide messenger RNA. RefSeq lists its product as uncharacterized. NCBI's taxonomy places the organism in Eukaryota, Metazoa, Arthropoda, Insecta, Coleoptera, Cerambycidae. The transcript is spliced from 3 exons. Bases 66 to 371 code for a protein of 101 amino acids. The record is from RefSeq and is a predicted model, not a curated record.
ACAGACGUGACAUUAUUAGUUUUUCGCGGAAGGGGACAACAGACAUCUAACGAACAGGCAAAACGAUGGACAAUAACCAAGGCAAUUACUUCACCAUUGCAUACAUUCUUUUCACUGUUGCUGUCAUCCUGCAAGUGAUUUAUUACAGCUUCGUGGUCUAUUCGUAUCAGAACAUCAAAAGGAAACUCGUGGAGAAAGGGCGAUUGCUACAAGUUACCCCGAUAAUAGGCAUUGCGACUGUAUGUGUCCCACCAACUCAAGGAAUGUCGUACAUUCAACCAAGUUGUCCAGUACAACCCCAAGCGACAUAUUACCCAGGCGCUACAAAGGUAGUCAAUGGCAAAGAAGCUCCACCACCAUAUAUACCUUAAGCGCUUUUGGUAUUUGAUACAUAUUCAAGAAAAUCUUUUUACAUAUUAAUUAUAUAUUGUCCCAAAUGGGAAUAGAUCUGAAAUUUUAUAUAUUUUACUUAAUUGUUUACCAACAUGGCGUUUAUUUCCAAUAAAUAUACAAAACUGCAGU